This is a messenger RNA of Arabidopsis thaliana (thale cress), 833 nucleotides long. RefSeq lists its product as uncharacterized. Lineage: Eukaryota; Viridiplantae; Streptophyta; Magnoliopsida; Brassicales; Brassicaceae. The coding region runs from base 216 to 629 and encodes 137 amino acids. The record is from RefSeq and is marked reviewed. The transcript has 2 exons.
UUCUCAACGGCUAUAUCCAUCCACACUUAUUACAUUAUAAAAUUAAUUAAAUGCAAUAAUGUAACGCAUUAUAUUCUCCAACGGUCCAUUUUCCCGCAUUUCCCUAACCUUUCCUUUAUAACGCAAAACAGUUUCAUCUUCUACACUUAACACUUUAAUCCUCUCUUUCUCUCAAUUUCUCACUCACUACUUGUCUUUCUUACAUUACCGAGAAUAUGGAUCUUGUUGUUAUCACAGAGACUACUAUUCCGACGAAAAUCACUCACGUGAACAAGAAAUCCUCCGACGAAUUGCUCCGUAAGUUCGCCGAUCCUGACGACGUCGACGAGUCGUCAAAGUCAACGAAACGCCGGAAGAAAUCAGCUAAGAGUUCUUCUCGAGAGAAGGGCGUUGACAUCGAAAGUAACACUAGUGGCUUAGUGGAGAGGAAACGGCUCUUGCUUGCCCCGGCGAGUAAACGGAGAUCUCUGUUUAUCCGGCAGCUUGCUUCUGGAAAAUCACAUCUCAGGAACAAGUCUCUCGUCAGAACCAUCGGCAAGACAUGGCGUAAAACAAUGGAAGGAGCUUCAAGAGUUUUCAUCGAGAAGCAUUAUAACAGACACAGGCGUCUCACCAACGACGUCGUUUAAGCUUUUUCAAUCUUUUUUUCUUUUCUCACUAUUUUACAUUCGUUUGUAUUAUUCUCACGUUUAGUGUUACAUCUUUCUCGUCUUUUUUUUUCUUUUUUUUUUUUUCCGUUUUAACUCAAAUCACGAAAUCCUUUGCUCUUUUGACCAAACAUAGAAAUAUAUUUAAAAAAUCAGAUAUAUUUGAAAUCUCCCAUUACAAGUUUU